AUGGCACCUCUUGAAAUCCUCGUAGUCGGCUGCUCCAUAGCUGGCCCAACUUUGGCAACCUUCCUGCUUCUCUCCUCCCUCCCAGCCUCCCAAAAGCCACACAUCACCAUCCUGGAGCGCUCUCCGGCCCUGCGUACGGAUGGUCAGAACAUCGACGUCCGCGGCGCCGGCGUGACUCUUAUACGACAUCUAGGCCUCGAAGCCGCCGUACGGGCCUCAACCACGGGCGAGGAGGGUGUGCAGUUUGUUGAUAGCAACAACACCGUCUGGGGGCAGUCUGCGGCCGACAAAACGGGACGGUAUCAGACGCCCACGAGCGAUAUUGAAAUUCUAAGGGGACGGCUAUCCGAGCUGCUCUGGAAACGGAGUAAGGGCGUCAGUGACGAGGUUGUGAGGGAAGGUGGUAAAGGAUUAGAGUAUUUGUUUGGGGAUUGUCUUGAUGAGAUCGAGCAGGAUGGGGACAAGAUCAAUGUGCACUUCGCAAAGAGCGGGCAGCGGCGGACGUUCGAUCUAGUGGUCGGGGCGGAUGGGCUUCAGAGCCGGACGCGGAGUAUGGUCUGGGGCAGUGACAGCGAGGAGGACCGAGUAAGGAAGCUGGGCAUGUAUGCGGCUUUCUUCAGCAUGCCAAAGGGACAGACGGAUUCCCAGUGGCGUCGAUGGUUCCAUGCCCCUGGCAGGAGGGGAAUAAUGAUACGACCGGACGAGCAGAGGAAAAGAACGACGGUGUUGAUGACCGUCAUAAAAGACCGUGACGAGAGGCUGCCUAGGCUUGCGGGCAAGCGGGAUGCCGUCCAGGCGCAGAAGGAUAUCAUGGCGGAAUAUUUCCAGGGCGCUGGAUGGGAAUCCGAGAGGAUCAUCGAAGAGAUGAUGACUACGAAAGACUUCUACUACGACAUGGUAGGACAGGUUAAGAUGGACAAGUGGAGCAAGGGCAGGGUCGUGCUGAUCGGUGACGCGGGGUAUUGCGCAUCUCCCAUCUCCGGAAUGGGCACAACGCUGGCUCUCACUGGCGCAUACAAUCUUGCCGGCGCGAUCCUGCGGCAUCCAGAUGACCUCACUGCAGCAUUCGCCCAGUACGAGGCAACGACACGUCCCGUCGUGGACCGCGCCCAGAAGCUCGCCCCCGGUAUGCCGCGCCUGGUCAACCCGGAGACUGCUUGGGGAAUCUCGGUGUUGCAUUGGUUCGGCUAUCUCAUGUGGAUCUCCAGACUUCAGGUCCUGCUGUUUGCGCUCGGCGUUGGGCCGCCGGCGAAUGCGGUGCCUGUGGAGGAUUAUGGAUUGAGGAAACUGGAGGCGCUCGAAGAAUGA
This is a messenger RNA of Diaporthe amygdali, 1308 nucleotides long. RefSeq lists its product as uncharacterized. The coding region runs from base 1 to 1308 and encodes 435 amino acids. The transcript is spliced from 2 exons. The record is from RefSeq and is a predicted model, not a curated record. Gene Ontology annotation, molecular function: FAD binding. Lineage: Eukaryota; Fungi; Ascomycota; Sordariomycetes; Diaporthales; Diaporthaceae.